This is a messenger RNA of Xenia sp. Carnegie-2017, 1144 nucleotides long. RefSeq names its product outer dense fiber protein 3-like. The record is from RefSeq and is a predicted model, not a curated record. Gene Ontology annotation, cellular component: cytoskeleton. Bases 253 to 1008 code for a protein of 251 amino acids. NCBI's taxonomy places the organism in Eukaryota, Metazoa, Cnidaria, Anthozoa, Malacalcyonacea, Xeniidae. The transcript has 8 exons.
AUUUGUGAGGAUCAAAAAUUCUGCUAUGCAAUAAAGAUUAAAGCUAUUUAUCAAAAACAUUGGGAAAUACCAAUCUAGAAUGGCUCAAUAGUAGAGGCAGGUAAUCAAAAUGACAAUCAUGUGUAAAGACUGAUGCUUGACACACUAGGUGUUUUCGAAGAGAAAGGUUUUAUCUGUGAUUAGAAUCACAUAUCGUCGAGAUAUUAGCUACACAAGUUUCUUUGCUGGUGAAAAAGAAACUUGGCUGCAAGAAUGGAAGAAAAACAGGAAAAAACGAUACAAAUUGCCGCUCGGGAGAGAGGCCCCGGACCUGGGAGAUACGGUUUACCAACAACCUGCGGAUUCAUGAACCAUGACUGCACUAAAUAUAAGUCACCGGCUCACUCCAUUGGCACAAGACUCAAGAAUUCAAUGUUUCGAAAAGACUGCAGUCCUGGACCAGGAUAUUUCAUUGAGGCUCAAAUCACAAGGACUGGAAAAGAUGGAACACCCAUCUAUUCAAUCCUGGGAAGACAAAAAGAUCCCAAUACAUUCAAGGUACCAGGGCCUGGAACCUACUGUCCAGAAAGAGUUCAUCCACAGGGCGAGAGGCAUGCUCCUAUUUAUUCAAUUGGUUCAAGAACUCGCUACAGAAAACGGGACAGCACUCCAGCACCAAAUGCCUAUGGACUUCCUCCUGUCUUGGGAAGCAAGGUGAUCAAUAAGUCAUCAGCUGCAUCAUAUUCCAUGACUGGUCGCGCUAAAACUGGUGGCUUUGCUGAGGAUCUGGCGAAGACACCGGGGCCUGGUCACUACAAGGUCACGCCACCCGAUACCGUAAAGCAGAAUGCCCCAAAAUACUCUAUGCUAUCCCGUAAUCUCAUGCCCGGAGAUUCAACGUUAAAACCUGGUCCAGGCGCCCAUAGUCCCGAGAAAGUUUACACUACAAAACCGAAGGCACCUUCGUUUUCUAUGGGAAUUCGGCAUUCCGAGUUUAUCUGUCCUCUCAUAAUCGACGUCCAAGAUUAAGUGAAAUCUACAUUAAACUUUUUAUAAAGGCAAUACAUAUAUAGCUUUAAAAUAGAAUUACGUAGGAACUGAAUUGGAAAUAAAUACACACAAUGAGUAGCAAACAAAAUAAAAUCAGACGGCUUAUGCGCUAAAA